UUUGCUAUAGCAAAACUGUCUAAAGCAAAAAAUAUUUGAAUAAUAGCCAAAUUUUCAGUCUUUUAGAAGCACAACUAAUAUUACAAUGGCGUUUCGAAAAAUACUCUUUGUGUGUAUGGGUAACUCCUGUAGCUCACCGAUGGCUGAGACUAUUAUGGAAAAUCUGAUGGUAAAGACCAGUCUAUAUUGGGAAGUCGACAGUGCUGCCUUGCGCACUUGGAACAUUGGAAGACGUCCGCACAAGCGAUGCCUUCGAACGCUUCGUGAGCAUGGGCUGCGUUCCGAUCACUUUUGUCGGCUUCUUAGCGUAGAGGAUUUUUGCUAUUAUAACUAUAUAAUUGCAAUAGAUCUGCAUGUGUAUAAAGAGCUGCUGCUCUGGGCAAAGUUAAAUCGCAUUGCGAAUGUCGCUGGCAUUAUAAACCUAAGUGAAUUUCGUAAGCAUGGCAAGCCAGCACAUAUUACAAACUUAUCGCUUACCAGCAAGCUGCGCGAUUUUCGCAGCGCCUACUAUCAGAUUAAGGAGUGCUGCAAGCAAUUUAUAUUAGCUCAACAUGUGCGUAUUAUCAAAUACGAUCUACCCAGCACUGAGGAGGAGGAUAAUAAAGAGCUAGUUGAUUAUCAAACAACGCUGCAGCGCAGUCUAAGCUUGGACACAUUAGAAACCGUUGAGCAAUAUUCCGCGAAAAGUAUUGAAACGAAACCAAAACGCAAAUGCAAUAAGCGCAAGCUCUGUCAGAAAUGCUGCGAGAAAUUUAUUGCAGAUCUUUGAGCGAGCAUGCAACACGUUUAAUAUCUGAUUGACAUGAGUGUUCUAUAUACCCUGUCUUCAGUUUUAAACACAAUAUUCUUAAGUAACUCAUUUGGCAAGCAGCAUAAAUUAUGUAUUAUUUUUUUUUUUUAAACAACUCUAUUUAUUAUGUUCUAACGAACUGUAAUGUAAUGCAAAUUUUUUCGAAUUAAAUUAUGGUAAAGAAUU
Messenger RNA from Drosophila busckii, 976 nucleotides. RefSeq names its product low molecular weight phosphotyrosine protein phosphatase. Lineage: Eukaryota; Metazoa; Arthropoda; Insecta; Diptera; Drosophilidae. Gene Ontology annotation, molecular function: protein tyrosine phosphatase activity. The coding region runs from base 86 to 769 and encodes 227 amino acids. The record is from RefSeq and is a predicted model, not a curated record. The transcript has 4 exons. Gene Ontology annotation, biological process: protein dephosphorylation.